Molecule: messenger RNA, 1196 nt
Organism: Pyrus x bretschneideri (Chinese white pear)
Lineage: Eukaryota; Viridiplantae; Streptophyta; Magnoliopsida; Rosales; Rosaceae
Exons: 3
Coding region: 66-1037 (323 amino acids)
Biological process (GO): lipid metabolic process
Cellular component (GO): membrane
Molecular function (GO): oxidoreductase activity, acting on the CH-CH group of donors
Source: RefSeq, a predicted model, not a curated record
UACUAGACUAUAAAACUAGGCCUCUAUUGUCUAUUCCUUCAUUGGUAAUUGGAUUUACUGCGGCCAUGGCUGGAGGCAACUUGAAGAAUGCAGUGAUAGCAUUUCUCGCUCCCCUUCCCUCCAUUCUCUUCUACCUCAUAUUCCUCAGCAACCACCAUAGCCAAACUAAUGAGAGCUUCCUCUCUCCUCUCUGGACAUGGUGCUAUCACCACCCUCUUCUCCUAGCCAACGUUUUCUUCUUCCUCAACAUCAACGUCCUCUUCUGGGUCAUCAGCCAAGCUCUUUCCAGCCACUGGAUGAUCGAUUUGUACUGGACUGUGAUCCCUGUAAUGCUCGUUCACUACUAUGGAUCUCAUCCUCUGGCUGAUUACAACCGGUGGCGGUCGACGAUUGCAAUUUCGCUGACUUGGGUUUGGAGCCUCAGGCUUAGCCACAACUACUUUAGGCGGGAAAAUUGGCAAUGGGGUGCCAGGGAGGACUGGCGGUUCACAGAUAUGAGCUCACAGUACGGCAAACAUUGGUGGUGGGUUUCCUUCUUCGCCGUUUACCUCUCUCAACAGGUUUUUAUAAUUGGGAUAUGCCUUCCAUUCUAUGUAAUCCACUCAGUUAAUGUGCCACUGAACAUAUGGGAUUUUGUUGCCGUCAUAGUCUGCAUUACUGGCAUUGUUGUAGCAUACUUAGCUGACACGCAGCUCCAUGACUUUGUGAGCCGAAACAACAAGCUGAAAGAGCUUGGAAAGCCCGUUGUUCCGAAUCUUGACGAAGGGUUGUGGCACUAUUCGCGGCAUCCCAACUACUUCGGAGAGCAAUUGUGGUGGUGGGGAUUAGUCAUAUUUGCAUGGAACUUGGGACAUGGAUGGGCCUUUGUUGGGUCUCUGGUCAAUACAAUGUGUUUAGCUUAUGUGACUAUACUUGUCGAACGCCGAAUGCUGAAACAAGAUUACCGAGUAGAAGCAUACAGGCGGUAUCAGAAGACAACCUCAGUGUGGAUACCUUGGUUCAAGUCAUCUCCAGGAGGAAAAGAUAAGAACGCUUAAUUGAUAAUCCUUUCGGUGUGUUACGCUUUGCUAGUUAUUUUUAUCUGCAAUCUAUCCAUAAUCUGUGUUCGUGUCUUAUAAUGUCCUAUGUUCAAAAGUUGUCAUCAACUGGUAUUUGUUUGAAAGAAAUGAAUGCAAGUUGGAUUUUAUUUGUGAUAA